Messenger RNA from Salvia miltiorrhiza (redroot sage), 1714 nucleotides. RefSeq lists its product as uncharacterized. Bases 378 to 1346 code for a protein of 322 amino acids. The transcript has 8 exons. NCBI's taxonomy places the organism in Eukaryota, Viridiplantae, Streptophyta, Magnoliopsida, Lamiales, Lamiaceae. The record is from RefSeq and is a predicted model, not a curated record.
GUCACUUUCCUUAAUGGAGGAAUUUGUUUUAUGCCACCAGAGUUGACCAAGCAAAUCGGAUUGUACCUUCCGUAUUCGGGAUUGUACGUUAAUCUGGUAAUAAGGAAUUUCUUAUUGGAAAUAUUGAGUUUAUGGGUAAAUCAAUAAAAUACAUGCGAACGCGACCGAUUGUGGAUUUGUAACAGAGCCCCCAUCACUUUCUCGCUCUAUCGUUCUCUCUCUAGAUUCUCUCUCUGUGUCGAUGCUGAAACAAAGCUCUGUGACAAAAACCCAACAAAUUACAGGCGGUAAGCAACCGAUCAUCUUGGAACUCUGUGGCUAAGCUAUUUGGGAAUUGAUCGGCCAAAGUAUAUAACACUCGUUUUGGAACUUGCAAAAUGUCAAAUGGUGAAGUUAGGAAAGUCUCACUACAGGACAUACAAUUGGUUCAGAACCUUAUAGAAAGAUGCCUUCAGCUUUACAUGAGCGAGAGGGAAGUUGUGAAUACAUUGUUACACCAGGCAAAAAUUGAGCCCGGCUUCACCGAACUUGUGUGGCAAAAACUUGAAGCAGAAAAUCAGGAAUUUUUUCGGGCGUAUCACCUGAGGCUGAUUGUGAAGGACCAGAUAUUAAGAUUCAAUCAAUUGCUCGAGAGGCAGGUUGAGCUAAUGCGCCAAGUAUGUCAGACAGGAGUCGCUUCCAUGUCUUUGUCAAAUGGAUCUCAGAUGCAUUCAACAGUCCACAACAACUCGGCUUAUCAGGUUCAACAGCCUGCUGGACCACCUAUAAAGCCGGAAAACAUGCACCAAGCCAUUACAUUACCUAACGUCUACACUAACGGUGCGUCCACCCUGCAACCUAGCGUGCAAGUUCCAGUCAACAUGUCCGGUCAUGCUGGUCGGAUUGACGUGCCAGAAAACAUGCUAUUAGCUCAGAAUUCCAACACGGGAAUCGUGCAAGGAAUGAACGGGGUGAUGAUUAAAUCAGAGGGCGGCUUUGCAGGCGACUCCCACUUUAUGUUUGGUGCAGACAACAAUCUCAUAGAACCUCGAAACGCGAUUGGAGAAGCGUCCGUUUCUCCUUUCGCUGGUGGUGAGCCGGGUUCACAAGCACUGGAUGAGUCCAUGUUGGACCAGGAGACAGCCUCAUUUGGAUUUCUGGGACAGAUACCGCGAAACUUCAGCCUUUCAGAUUUGACAGCUGAUUUCUCCAAUAGCACAGAUAUUCUAGAGAGCUACUCUAGAUCGCCGUUUCUGGGAACGGAAGCAAACUUCUUGGACCCCCACAUAAGAGGCGAACAACAAGAUGUUAGGAGACUGGACACCAUAUCAGAGGGCUUGAGUUACGAUGAUUUUGCCAGUGAUUGAAUCUGUUGAAAAGAACUAGAAAAUGAGGGAUAUAAGUUUAUGUAAAUACAUAUUCCAGAAUUAGAGAAGCUUGAUGAUUGCAGACUAAUUGAAGGUAUCAUUGGUUGCUAUUGUUAGGCUAUAAUCAUAGUCUUGACGCCGUUCUAGCAAUAGAAGGUUAGGAAACGCGACGGGCAGAAGCUUACGCAUCCCCCCAACUAUUUUACUUGCGCUUUGUUUCCAUUGCUAUCUGCUCUCUCGUCUCGUGUAUGUAAAUAGACAUCAGAAUCAUGUAAAAACUUCUAUCAACUGUAAUUAUUGUGCCGCUCACCUCGCAUGAGACUAUGAGAGAAAAAAAGAAAAGAAGAGAAAAAAAAGAAAAGAACAAA